Emiliania huxleyi CCMP1516 is the source of this 1275-nucleotide messenger RNA. RefSeq lists its product as hypothetical. The transcript has 2 exons. The record is from RefSeq and is a predicted model, not a curated record. Bases 1 to 1275 code for a protein of 424 amino acids. Gene Ontology annotation, molecular function: monooxygenase activity; FAD binding. NCBI's taxonomy places the organism in Eukaryota, Haptophyta, Isochrysidales, Noelaerhabdaceae.
AUGCUUCCGCGCUGCCUUCCUCCGAACAACUCAAGUUCGAUCGGCCCCAGUCUCGAACUGGCAGCCACUAUCUCACCGGAGAUACUAUCCACGCUCGUCGCCGGCACGGCGGCGCUCUCCGUCCCGACGGCCACGCCUCGACCGACUGCCGACGUGGGCGUCAUCGGCGCCGGGCCGGCGGGACUCGUGCUCGCCCACGUGCUUCGCGAGCGCGGCCAUUCGGUCCGCAUCUUCGAGCGACGCGACUCGUUCCGCCCGGUGGGUGCUGCGGUGUUCAUGCACCCGUUCGCGCUCAACUCGCUCCGCGCCGUCUCGCCCACGCUCGAGAAGCAGCUGCUCGACGUCUGCACGACCAUCCACACACUCUCGUUCACCACUCUCGCUGAGGACGCGCCGAGCUUCCGGCUCGACACGCUCGGCGACGCGAAGCGCGUGCUCGGCGCGCCGUUCGUGGCGGUGCGCUUCUGGGACAUGCUGCGUGCGUUGCGGGUCGGCCUGCCGGACGAGCUCUUCUGCUUUGGCCACCAGCUCGAGCGGUACGAGCAGCACGGCGACGCGGAUGGUGUGACGCUCUACUUUGCCGACGCCGCGCAGCCGCCGCGCACGGUGCGCUACCUGAUUGACGCGGGCGGCAUCCGCUCGGCGACGCGUGCGCAGCUCCUCGGCGACGAGCGCAUCCCGCGGCUGCGCGCGACCUUCUCGGUGCUUCCCGCCGAGCGCGUCGCGGCGGCGCACGAGGCGGUCGGCGGCGCGUCGACGCCGGGCGAGCUGGGCUUCGUGGCGGGCGACAACCUCUCGGUGGUGACGAUGGGUCUCUCCGACGGUGGCGUGAUGUGGAGCCAGACCGACCUCGCCGCCGACCCGACGGCGCAACUCUACCACGACGGCAGCGACGCCGAGCUGCGCGCCGACCUCGGGGCCAAGUACGCAAAGAGCAACGGCUGGCCGAGCGGCGUGCGCGCGCUCGUCGAGGCGACGACGCCCGCCGACGUCAUCGAGAGCACCGUCGCCGAGCUACCCGUGGCGUGGCGGUGGGGCGACGGCCACGUGACGCUGUUGGGCGACGCGGCGCACGCGCAGCUGCCCGCGCUCGGCUUGGGCGUCUCGACGGCGUUUGGCGACGUCGAGGAGCUCGUGGCGCAGCUCGACCGCCACGGCCUCUCGCAGAAGGCGCUCCGCUGGUACGAGCGCUGCCGGAUGCCCACGUGCGCCGCGCUACAGCUCAUGAGCCGCUCGAUGUACGGGCUGAACAAGAUAUCGGCGAAUACACACUAA